Messenger RNA from Vicia villosa (hairy vetch), 652 nucleotides. RefSeq lists its product as uncharacterized. NCBI's taxonomy places the organism in Eukaryota, Viridiplantae, Streptophyta, Magnoliopsida, Fabales, Fabaceae. The record is from RefSeq and is a predicted model, not a curated record. The transcript is spliced from 2 exons. The coding region runs from base 87 to 419 and encodes 110 amino acids.
UUCCUAAUCUAAUGCCUCAUUUCUCAUCACCCCAUAUAAAUUUAUUUUGAAUUCAAUCAUUUUAUCUCAGCAUAUUUGCUUCACAGAUGGAUUUGUGGCUUAAGCUUAGAAGAACUUUCAUCCUUCUCUCCACCAGAAUCAAGCUUCGCAAAUCCGGGAUUGUUGCUAGAUGCCAAAGUGGCAGUGUGGUUAAAUUCAGCGGCGAUGUGGGUGAAACUGUUGGUGGAUUGUUGAAUCUUCGAGAUGAAGUGGAAAUGUGCGGUUACAAAGAUGUGGAGGUUAUGUGGAACAUGUUAAGCUUAAGCCUCACGCAUGAGCCAAUAAAAACCGCAAGAAGUAGUAAACCAAAAUUUCUAAGGGGUGGUUGCAAGCAAAGAUUGAAUUCGAGGCUGUUGUUUUGGACUAACCAUAACACAUAAAAAGUAAAUGCUCAAAGUUUAGUAUAUGUUAAUAUGUGAAUGUUUUGUACAGAAUAUGAUAUAAAUAUAAUGAGUCAAUUUCCUUUGCAGACCGCGUAGAGUUAAUUUCAUUACUUAUAAUUUGUCUCUCUGGACAUCAUAAUGAUAAUGGAAGGAAAUGUCUUGUUGUUUUAUGUCACAGCUAAGUGGUGAUGUGUAUUGGGGCUACAUUUAUCUAUUUUACAUUUCCUUUA